This is a messenger RNA of Pungitius pungitius (ninespine stickleback), 3025 nucleotides long. RefSeq names its product eosinophil peroxidase-like. The coding region runs from base 82 to 2724 and encodes 880 amino acids. The transcript has 14 exons. The record is from RefSeq and is a predicted model, not a curated record. Gene Ontology annotation, molecular function: peroxidase activity; heme binding; protein binding. NCBI's taxonomy places the organism in Eukaryota, Metazoa, Chordata, Actinopteri, Perciformes, Gasterosteidae. Gene Ontology annotation, biological process: response to oxidative stress.
CACAGUCACAUUUAACUUGCCUUCCAACUUUCACAAUUGGUGGAUUCACCGAAGCCUUCCGGACUGGUCGUUGUUGCAGAGAUGAAUUUCCCUCUCUGCCUGCUGACUGCAGUUCUUUACCUGAGCGUGCAAUGCCAGGUGAAUGCUGAAUCCCAUUUGAGCAGGAGUGCCAUUGAAAGGGCGGUGAAUGCAGCCAAGGCCACAGUAGACGCAGCCUAUGAGUACUCCAGGAGAGUGAGUGUUGAACGCGUGAGGAGGAAUGCAGUGAGUCCGUCGGACGUCCUGCGCUUGUUGAAGCAGCCGGCCGGGGCGACGCGUAGUGCUGUGCGCGCUGCGGACUACAUGGACAAUGCACUUCGACUGAUCCAGGCUUCCUCGCAUAAACGUCAAAAGCGCUCCAUCAACGCCACAGAUCUGAUAUCUGAGGAGGAUCUGCAGUUCAUCGCCAGACUGACCGGGUGCUCUCCCCGACGUCGCAACCCGUCUUGCCCAACGGAUAGCAAGUUUCGCACUGCAGACAAUACCUGUAACAACUUAAAAAACGCGCGCUGGGGAGCUUCCAACACGCCUUUCGCCCGCUGGCUGCCUGCUGAAUAUCAGGAUGGAAUCUCUCUGCCCAAAGGCUUUGACCAAAAAGUCAACGGACAAAUCCUUCCCUUGGUCAGAGCAGUGUCCAACAACAUUCUGAAGACAGUGAACGGUGCUGUGGAUAGCGACCCCCUGUACACCUACAUGGUGACAAUCUUCGCCCAAUGGACGGAUCACGACUUGACUCUGACACCUACUUCACCCGUGAUCAGGUCUUUCAGUAACGGGAUUGACUGUACUGAGAGCUGUGAGAACACAGAGCCCUGCUUCCCCAUCAAGUUUCCUAAUGACGACCCUCGCAACCCGUCAGAGAAGUGCAUGCCCUUCUUCCGCUCAGCAACAGCUUGUGGAUCUGGCAACUCCGGACACAUCUUUGGAGCAAGCACCGUCCGUCAGCAGAUAAACUCUCUCACAGCGUACCUUGAUGUGGGUCAGGUGUACGGUGCAGAUGACACAAAAGCCCGUGUCCUACGAAACCUCACUUCAGAUGAGGGCCUUUUGAGAGUCAACGCACAGUACGAUGAUAACGGGCGCGAGCUCCUGCCCUUCGCCGCCUUGAAAACCAACAUGUGUGCCACCAGGGUGCGCAUUACCAAUGACAGCAAUGCAGCGGAGGUGCCCUGCUUUGUGGCUGGUGAGGACCGGGUCAAUGAGAAUAUUGCUCUGACCUCUUUGCACACACUGUUCAUGCGAGAGCACAACCGGCUGGCCCGUGCUCUGGCAAAACUCAAUCCACACUGGAACGGAGAGAGACUCUAUCAGGAAGCACGUAAAAUCAUGGGUGGAAAUAUGCAGGUUCUAACCUUCAGAGACUUCUUGCUUCACAUUGUUGGUCCAGACUUCAUUGCCAGCCAUCUGUCCACCUACCCUGGUUAUGAUGAAAACGUGGACGCCUCAAUGGCCAGUGUGUUCGCCACAGCUGCCUUUCGAUUCGCCCACCUGAUGGUUCAGCCUCAUAUGUUUCGUCUGAAUGAGCAGUACCAGGCGCACCCUGUUUACCCCAGCCCACUGCUGCACAGAUCCUUCUUCACACCGUGGAGGGUCGUCUUUGAAGGUGGUGUGGACCCACUCAUCAGGGGGCUGGUGGGUAGUCAAGCCAAGCUGAACACACAGAAAAACAUGAUGACUGAUGAGCUGAGGGACAGGCUGUUUCAAUUCACUGAAAAGUUGGCCCUGGAUCUAGCCUCCCUCAACAUGCAGAGAGGAAGAGACCACGCAAUCCCUGGGUACAACCAAUGGCGCAAGUUUUGUGGACUGUCACAGCCAAAAAAUGUGAGCGAGUUGGGUCAAGUGCUGAAUAACACAGACCUGGCCGAAAGACUCCUGGCUCUCUACUCAACACCUGACAACAUUGAUGUGUGGCUUGGAGGAGUCGCAGAGCCAUUUGUCCCUGGAGGAAGGGUUGGACCUUUGUUUGCCUGCCUGAUUUCCACUCAGUUCCAGCGUGUCCGCCGGGGUGACCGACUUUGGUGGGAGAAAGAUGGCGUAUUUACUGCUGCCCAGAGGAAUUCCCUGAGGGACACCUCGCUGGCUCGGAUUAUCUGCGACAACACAGGUAUCACUGAUGUACCGGAAAGUCCCUUCCUGUACCGUCCUCGAGGGGCUGGCUACACCCAAUGCAAGAACAUCCCUUCCUUUGAUCUCAGUCCAUGGAAGGAUGAUUGUAAUGACUCACGUGGACCCCCGGGACCACCAGGACCAAGUGGCCCCGCCGGACCCCCUGGACCCCCUGGACCUCCUGGGCCUCCCGGUUCUGCGUUUAAAGUUGCUUUCUCUGUCCGACUUGGCAACGGCUUCCCCAGACUUGGCCGGCCCUUGGCCUUCAGAGAGGUCAUCUACAAUGGACAGAACUCUUAUAACACAUCCACAGGGUUCUUUACAUGUGUGCAACCAGGUGUGUAUGAAUUCCAGUUCCACUGCACCAUCCUCAAUGGCAAGGGCAGUUUGGAUCUGAUCCGUAACUCCAAUCUGAUUCUGCACUCAUUCACCACCGUGCAGAGAGGAUCCACCACAGCUAGUGGCACCCUGUACGUUAAACUUGUCCCGGGAGACCGUGUCUAUCUGGUGGCUAAUUCUAAUGGCAACAGUUUGACAAGGGACAGUCUUUUCUCUGGGCAUCUGCUAUUCACAGAGUAGAAGACUGCUCUAGAAUAAGCUUCGGAUGCACAGCAUCCUCCAAACGCUGUUUUUCAAACUUCCAUUUAGUCUAAUGCUCAUUUUAUGAUGAUUUGAGGAUGUAAUCCCACUUCCAGUUUACUUUCCUGCUUUGUAAUAGAAUUUGGGGAGGCACAGGUGAUGCAAUUUUUUUUAAAGCAUUCAUUUUCUUUUUUGUUAAUUGAAAGAAAAGUCAGAAUUACCUGGUUAAAUAUAUCAAUGCAUAUUUGGGAAUACACUUGUAUGGGAAAUUCACUUUAAUUAAUAAAUGAAAUCAACUUUC